CCAGGAACUUUGCCAGCGACAUUUGUUAUUGAAACAGUGAUGAAUCACGUGGCUAAGGCACUGAAUAAGAGCGCGGAUGAAAUCCGUGAAAUUAAUUUCUAUAAGAAAGGACAGGUAAAACAUCAAAUUAAUUUAAAAUUAAUAUGCAAAAUUACUACUUUGAAAAGACGCAUAUCAAUCACGUAUAACAUACCUAUUCCUUGCGUAUAAAUGUGUUUUGGUCCACCAGAUGCUACGACGGGCAAGCGUCCAGGACAUGUCCGCGACAUGAACCUGAUCUGCACGAAUUAUAACGAAUAUGAAGAAAGCCCCUGCCCCCCCCCCCCUAAAUAUAUAAUCAUAAGUUCUAAAUAAAUGAUUACGUGAUAAUCAAACCCAGCACUAAUUAGACCUAUGGUAGUUUACUUAAAAGUAAUCACUUUAAUGCUGUGUGAAGAAUGGGGUCGUUCAUACUUUAGAGAAUGACUAACGCCUGUAUUCUAAAAGCUCAUUCACACUUAACUGAGCGGAUGCUCAUCCUCCAUAUGUUUAACUCACCAUUCAUCGAGUCUCCACACGCACUCACAUAGUAUGAUACUACACUCACACUCCAGUUAUUCAAAAAGACCACUUACGCUCAGGGAAAGCUCAAAUUUGGAGUGAAGUGUGAGUGAAAGGUAUACAUCCCUUGACCGACACUCACAUUGCAUGCGCGUAGAAAAAAUGGCGGAUAGAUGGAUAAAUAGAUUAGCAUUACUGAAGAGCAUUGCUCUAAACAAUGUAAAUGAAAGAAGACAGUACAAUUUUGAUUACAAUCAAUUUAAUGAAGAGCAAUUCAAGGCUAACAAAAUGGUUUCCGUUGUUCACUCUGUUUAUUAAUGACGCCACUGCUUGCACAGCAAACAUGACCAGAAGGAAGAUACAAUGUCGUCCAGAUACGUGCAAGGACUACAAUUGAGCGUAUGUUUGGCAUAUGGAAAAAAAUGUUUCCAUGCCUUGCGCCAAUUCUUCGUAUAAAACCCGAAACCAUGUUGACAAUAAUAAUUGCUGCAGCUGUAUUGUACAAUUUUGUAAGAAGGUGAAAUGAAUACAUAGAUGAGCCUGGUGACCUUGUACUUCCAGCAACAUUUUACAUAAUAAACUAUUGAAAUCAUUUCAAUGACAUACAAUGACACAAUGUAUAACUCACAUCCGUCUUUAAUAAAUUUAUUACACACAUGUUUAUUUCUUGAUUCUAUUUGUUUAUUUUCGUCAGCUGGUGUGUGGGCAUGGUUGCGGCCCCUUGUUGCUUUCGGUAUUCGUUGUCGUAGAAUCCCAAUAUUGAAUUCAGUGUCAAGUACCAUUUUCCUUUUGUGCUCCAUAAUCAAAUUGGCUUGCUUUAUUUUUAAAUAUUCCAUUUCGACCUCGUGUUGUUUGGCUUGCAUUGCCAAACAUUGAACCUGCGCGACAGACAAUUUAGGCCUUUUUGACCAGCAUAGAGUUAAAUCAGCAUUGAUUACAGAUUUCGGCGAUUCCUGUGUCAAGGAUGCAGAUGUAUUAUUACCACCGGGAUCCUGAACAUUGUCGUUUGAAAAAUUACUCCCACUGCUGACAUUAUAAAUGUUAAGUGAGAUAGAUGCAAUUCCGAUUAUAUAUAUGAUUGCAUACCUGAUUCAUAAUUGUCAUCGUCAAAAGCGUUACGUAGUUGUCAUGGUAACACGAUAAUUUCAUGAAGAAUAUUUUUAUAAUUGAAAAAUCCCCUAAUCAUGUUAAAUUUGUUAUUAUACGUACUAUAAGCUUCAAUAUAAAUAUGAUGCAAAAUUCAACCACAAACGCUUCGCAAAACGUUUUUAAAUGUUCUUUAUAAAACAUAACCUUUAUCGAUAAACUUUGAGUUUGAAAUAAAAUGAUUUCAAAUUCUUGCGAAAUAAAAUUUUAAAAAAUGAAAAAGGUCAUCAAGUUUAGAUAGAGAUUAGAUUAGGGUUAGAUUAAGAUUAUGUUAGGGUUUAUGGUCAGUGUUAGGGCUCAACAUGUGUCGCGAAUUUAUCAUAAUGAUAAAUUCGGACGUGUUUAACAUUUUACUCAUAUAGUAAAUUCAAAGGUGGAGCUUAUGCUGGAAAUUAUAUGCUGUCUUUUUCCAUUAUACGCAACGAUCAGCGUUUAAAGCAAUUAUAUAGUACCUUCAUUAACGUGGACGUCUUCGCUCGAUUCUUUUCGCAAUUCUUUCGCCUUUUUUCCUGAAACAGCUUUUGAAAUUUACAAAAUCUUGCAAAAAUGAAAUAUAUUUGCAAGAAAUCAAGAAAUGUUUGCUAUUUCGCUGUCGCAAUGCAGUCGUUAUAAUGCAAAUUUUAAUUUGGACCAAUCAGCGUUCGCUAUUCAUGACAGUCCGCUAUAUUUUGAGAUCAGUGAGGAUGACUACCCACGCACAGUGACCCAUAGACUUGCUCCAAGUCUCUCUUUCAUUGUCACUAGUAUCGAUCCACUAUAGUGUACAUUACAUGACGUAGUACGGAGGGGCGGAGCGAGAAAGAGAGACUUGUCAACCUCGGAAAAUCUCGGUUCAAAACUGAAGCGAAAAUGCAAGACGUACUUGCUUUAAUUGUUUUCCUUCGAUUUCUUUCUGUAUUAUUUACUAUUAUGGAACUCAUGUUAUUUACACUGUGCUAGGUCAAUACAUAUAAGUAGUGACAGAAAACAAUUAAAGCAAGUCUUGCAUUUUCGGUUCAGUUUUGAACAGAGAUUUUCCGAAGUUGACAAGUCUCUCUUUCUCACACCGCCCCUCCGUACUACAUCAUGUAAUGUACACUAUAGUGGAUCGAUACUAUAUGACAAUGAAAGAGAGACUUGGAGCAAGUCUAAGUAAUCCAUGACCGCGAUCAUUGAUGAACUUUAGACUUCGCUAAUGCUUUCCUUUCCCCGGGGGUAAAUAGCCAGGCGGAAUUAGAACCGUCGCCGGGGGCUUACGCCCGGAACGGCGCUCCGCGCCAUUGGCUCGGAGAAUUACUCAGUUUAAAGUGAAUUUUCCAUGUCGGGGAAAUAUUGCCUACUUUGUGCCAUACUUGCAAACCAUGCAGCUUGUGCAUUUUUUAAAGGUUAUGCGAUUCAAUACCAGCUUAUUAUAAUUAUUGCAAUUACAAUUCCUUCAAGUCCCAGUUCAGUUAUCUCUUUUAAUACAAAUGAUCAACAUUUGAGUUGCAAGAGUGCUCUCUCAAAGAGUGGAAUUUUAGGCUAUGUUUACAUUGUUUCGGAUCGGUUUUUGCUUCGUUCGCGAAACGUUACGGGCCAAGUGUAAACAGCUUCCGCUCAGCAUAGCAAGUUUUUGUUUGCUAGACGCCAUCUUGAGUCACGCAUUGAACCGAAAAUUGCUUCGAUUGGUGUUUACAUUACAAUGAGAGCGUUAUCACUUCGUUACCACUUCGUUGAGCGAACCGCUGCACCACCAGUUCGUUGCAGAAAUUGAGACGAUAACAACAUUUCAUAUGUAAACAGAAGCCUGGUUUUUGCGUCGGACAAAAAGUGAUCCGAGACAAUGUGAACAUGGCCUUACGUCCGUAUUCUAAAAGCGCACUCACACUCAAUGAGUGGAGGUUCAAUCUGAGCUUCUAUAUUAAGUGUCAAUGCUGUUUUUGAAUAGCUUGAGGGUUAGUGUCGUACCUUACUAUGUGACUACUCACACUCCAGCUAGUCAAAAACAGCAGUGACACUCAAUAGAAGCUCAGAUUGAACCACCACUCAUUGCAUGAGUGUCAGUGUGAGUGAGCCCUUAGAAUACGGGCGUUAGACUCAUACUCCACUCGCUCUCACACUUGAACAAGAUUAUAACGACACUCAGUGAAGCAUAACUUACGCCUGUAUUUUAAAAGUUCACUCAUACUCAAAGAGUGCAGGUUCAAUCUGAGCUUCCCGUGAGUGUCAGUGCUGUUUUUGAAUAACUGGAGGGUUAACAAGAAUGAUUUUAAUUAAAUUUCACAACAACAUUAGUGCAUGUUUCAUCGAUGAUUCAUUAAUGGGUGUAACCACCGGCGGGUAUAAAUAAAAAUUUUACUACUACUACUAAUACUAUAUGUCAUAAAGCUUGUCAUGCAUUAAGUUCGCCACUACAAUGUGCUUCAUCAAUCUACUGAAGAUUCUUAAUUGGAUACAGCCGGCUGUAUAGUAACUUUGAGGUAGGCGGGAAACUAUAAUAAAUCUAAAAAACAAAGCUUUUUAAAUUUAGGUAAAUAAACAGCAUUUAUUUGUUAUUUCCGCUUAAGUAAUCCAAGAGAAUCACAGUAGACAAGAAAAUAUCGUAUCGCUUGUUCAAUUUUGCAGCACUUUUUAUUCUUCCAAUUCACAACUCACAACAACAAAACAUGCAAUUUAAUUAUUAUUCGAAUGACUUCACUGGCGCAUUUCCGCCUGGGAAUUUCGCGGGAAACAGGUUGGAAAAGUCAUUUUCAGGGAGAACAGCGGGAAAUAAUACUAAAAGAGGAAGUCGUCUAGAGAUUAACCAUCGCAUGUUAAAAUUUUGUUUACCUUUCGAAUUCAAAAUCAAAGCGUUGAGACAGUAAAUUUCCCGUGUUUCCAUACAGUUAUAGAAUCAUAUUUCUCGACCAAUCAACGCUCGCCUACUAUAAAUGUUAUAUUUCGUAUUCCUUCCUUUUGCAGACAACAUUCUACCACCAACCUCUACCUUACUGCAACAUAUCCAAAAUAUGGCAAGGUUAGCGAAUGAAGAAUAAUAGAUACGAAUAUAGAUAGGAAGGGUAGAUACGGCUAUCCACUAUACUGGGUGUUAAUUUACAAAAAUACCUAAGAUGCUGUGAAACUACGAAUAGAGAACUUUCAUGAAAUGCCAGGUAUCUUUUAUCUAAGAUUUCAAAACAGAAUUUUCAAACAGAAAAGAGAUUCCUAAGAUUGUACACAUGAAAUUACCUUACGCUCACAAGUGCGCAAAUGAGAAAUCUGGACCAGUUGCAGUUAAUGUAUAUUAUCUGUAUGAAUACUGUUGUCUGUAACUGUACUAAAACAAAUAAUACGCAUAAAUAAUACAUAAACCACAGCUUAGAACUUUUACAUCGUUCCUUUGAAAUUCUCGCGGAAUCUUGAAAGCAUGAAUGAUGCAAUGCUUGCCGACGAUGCAAUUUUCCCUUUUUCCCUAGUUCAAAAUAUUAAUCUAUUAAUCUGUAGACACAAGUUUUUCGGUAUUUUUACAGAUUUGAAACAAUCAAGUGAGGCUGAGAAACGUAGAACCACUAUCCAGGUAUUCAAUAAGGUAUGUGUCUGGUUUAAGUCCAAAAAGCAAAUUGACGUAUGGACUUUGUAAUGUUAGAUUUUGUUUCGAAAUUUAAUGAAUUUGUUAACUUUCGCCCUUUUUACAUGUAGUAACUCUAACUAUAACUCUAACUUUAAUUCCCACCGUGGACAGGCAUAUUUUUCAAGCUUGCUCAGUGUGGAUAUACACUCAGAGUAACAUCACAAGGAUCAUAUUCACCUAAGUACAUUAGACCAACACAGAAAAAUCUAUAACUACCUUUUUAUGCAACCAGCCCCUGGUCCUUACUUAUAUAAACGGCAUGAUCCGUAGGAAAAAAGAAUUUUCUGGAGCACUCCUCUUAUUUUGCUUUGCUCUUUCAUUUUCCCCAUUUCUUAGGAAAAUCGCUGGCGCAAGCGGGGAAUGAGUAUUGUACCGUUGCGGUGGGGUGUGAUGUAUGUACCGGGCUUGCGAUUCACGGCUUAUGUGGCAAUAUUUCGUAAAGAUGGUACAGUGUGUAUAACACAUGGAGGAGUGGAGAUAGGACAAGGGAUAAACACAAGGGUAUUUAUAAUAAUAAACUACACUUUACUGAUGAUGAUGAUGAUGAUGAUGAUGAUGAUGAUGAUGAUGAUGAUGAUGAUGAUGAUGAUGAUGAUGAUGAGGACGACGACGACAACGACGAGAUUUGUUGUUUCCAAAUACUCGCCAUCUUCUUGCGCCAUUAAUCUCACAUAGUGGAUGCUUAUUUCACCACAAGACCUUUCAAAAAUCCCGUUGUCGAUCUAUAUGGCGUCAAUGAUGGCGUUAGAAGAUCCAGUAAGAAUAUGGCGUAUCCAAAUAAGGAAUACCAUAGUCAUACUCGUGCCCGUACCCAAAUCUAGAGCUCCAUAAUAUGCCUAUGCCACUAUGACUAAAGGUGCAUGUGAUUCUAUAAUAGGCAGAAUUUCAACUUAGUACAUUAUUAUUUCAAUUAUCUUUUUAAUUGAACGAUACCAGGCAGUUCAAAUCCGUAUCAUGGAUAAACAAAAAUUAUUCGGAUUUUGUCUCGUUUUACUCUAGGUUUGUCAAGUUGCAGCCUACAUUCUUGGCUACGGUUUGACUGUUGAUCAAAUCUCAAUUCGACCAGCAACAAGUUUUCUCAAUCCAAACGGUAUGUUAAUCUCUCUAAUGAUCCAAGACCUGAAUAUUAAUUCCCCAUACCUGUGGAAGUUCCUGGAUGAUACCACAUCAUCGGAAAUUCUUCGCAAAGGCAAUGUUAGUACAGCCCAAAACAUAGCAGAUCAUAUUAAGCAAUGGUCAGAAGAAAAUAGAUUAAAGCUACAUCCAGACAAAUGUAACGAAUUGAGAAUUUCUUUUAGUAAGAACGCAGUUGUUCUAGAUCAAGUCAUACUUAAUGGUAAAGAAGUCGAAAUAGUCGAGAGUGCUAAAUUAUUGGGAGUAACAAUAAGCAACAAUCUAACUUGGCAUGCCCAUAUAAAAGAGGUCGUCAAAAAAGCCAGUAAGAGACUAUAUUAUCUGGUUCAAUUAAAAAGAGCUAGGUUACCAGUUAAAGAUCUUGUGUUAUUCUAUACGUCUUGCGUUAUAUCUGGCAUGGAUUACGCAGUACCAGCCAUUUAUCACUCCCUUCCACAAUACUUAAAGAACGAAUUGAUUCGACUGGAAAAAAGGGCUAUUUCAAUAAUAAAUCCAGGAAUGGACUACUCUGCAACAGGACAAAUUUUGAACAUCAAACCAAUAGAAGAACACCAUAAUUUCUUAUGCAAAAACUUGUUUGAUAAUGUUACAAAGGAUCCAAACCACAAACUUUAUGACCUCCUCCCACAGAAACAUAACUGGCACCACGAUCUCAGAAAUGGUCAUGAAUUUGACAUUCCUCAUUUUAAUACUAAUCGCACUAAAAACUCUUUUAUAUUUGCGAUGGCAUCUAAGAUGUCUUUGUAACGUUAGUGGUAUCUUUUUUAUUAUCAUCCUAGUAAAAUUUUAAAUAUAUUCAUAAUUUUAACUUAAUAAUUAUAAUAGAUAAUUAAAUAAUAAUUCGUAUUUUGUAAACUUUACGUAAUUCAGCCUUUGGCUGCAAUGUAAAUGUUUUAUUAAACUAUCUAUCUCCAUCUAAAACUCCCUUUCUCUUAGUCUUUUUCUCAUAGGUUUUUUUUUGCUAAUGUUUGAUUAUAGUCACCCAAUUCACAACUUUAGAUAACUUGACUAUUGUUCUAGUUUACAGAAGCAUUAAAUAGAACACAGGGGCCGGUUGUAGGAAGGUCGGAUAGCGGUAUCCACCGGAUAGUGACUUUUUCAACCUUAGUAAAAUGCUUGAAAAGCUGUGAAACUACAGAUAUAAACGACAUGAGAAGUAUAAAAAACAUUUAACUUAUAAAUACUAAACAUUAAUACGAGUUACACCAAUAUAUCAACGACUGAUUUAACAAAGCUUGAAAAAAUCACUAUCCGGUGGAUAACGCUAUCCGGCCUUCGUACAACCGGCCCCAAGUGUAUUACUUACAUGAAUGAAUAACUCUUUUAAAUAAUUCGCCAUGUUGCGAUGGCAACAGUACUAUUGUCAAAACCCAGCAGUCUAAAUGUUCCACUGAUGUUGUAUAUUGCCUUCAAGUUGAAAGAAAUGCACGAUUUGCGUUAUUAGGCGUGUAUAUAUACUGCGAAGUUGUUGGCUAAAUAGGCACAACAGUAGGUAGCAUCUUUAACUGGUUCUGAUAGAACUGGUCAUUAACAAUUUUUGCUGGUUUAGUGUUUUAAAUUAUUUGUUUCCUAAAAUUCGCUACUUAAAAGCCACUGAAUUACGUCAUUAUGUACCAAACAACAUAUUAGCGUCUAUGUACAAAGAGGAGCAGAGAGGCUGCAUGUAAAAUAUUCUAGAAAUCAGGGUACGUAUAUAUAUAUAUACAUAUAUAUACGUAUCGAGCCGAAGGCGAGCGGCUAUAGGCACCGAUAAAGCGCAAUCACGAGGUUUAUAAAUCACUUCUAAAAUUCAUGAUCACCUUUUGUUUUGGGUCCCAAUGAAAUAAUAAGAAAUGUUAACUACAAUAGUUCUAUUGUUUUACGAUUCUUUCCUUCAUUGAUCAGCAAGCAAAUUAAUGACUGGAUUAAUUAUCAAGUCAUACAAGUCGUUAAACGGAGUUUUCAAAUGGAAAUUUGAACAUUUGACUAGUGUCGUUAAGGAGCCGGUUUCGAAGCGCUCGAAGUGCUGAAGAGGAGCAAACGUUGCUCGAAAGAGCGAUGCUUCCAAGUACAAGAUACGCGACAAAGUGGGCUUUGAAGAUUUUUGAUUCCUGGAGAGCCGCUAGAAAGGUUAAAGAAGUGAAGAUCGACGAUGCUGAGGUCAUGAAGCUGAUGUUAUUGGCCCAAUCCAGACAUUAACUACAUCGCUGGCGGAGAUGAAUGAAGCGUGUUUAGCAUUUUGGUUAAGCAAGUUUGUUGGGUUUAAAGAGUUUAAAGUGGUGUGUAAUCAAAAUGAAAGAAAGGGUUGUUAAUCCCGUGUUUAACAAUUGCAACAUUACCUUUAACUUUGGAAAAUAAAGUAUUUAUUGAUUUCUCGAAUAUUUGAGUUUUAUUAGGAACAGAUUAAUAAACAUUUUGUUAAAGAAUGCUUUAUAAAGGUACAUGUACACACCGAUCUAUAUCACGGUAUAUAAGGGUCAUCAUGUGACGAGAUUUUAAGAAAUUCAUGAAUUUUAGAACUCCUUCAAGCUAUGCGGCAGUCGGCUUUCUGAAAAAUGUAUUCCCUAUACCCGUCAUCUUUAGUAAACAAAUCCGAUGAACGAUCUCUUGAAAUGACGUUUUCGUUUUACAGGUGAUGCAACUGGGAGAAGUAUAGCAAGCGAAUUAUGCUGUGAGGUGAUGUAUAUUUACAGACUUUCUUACAUACUUGUAUUAUACUGCACAUUUGCUGUGCACCCUGUGCAUCAAACACGGUUUGAACUGUGGCACCUAUAUUUCUUUUUGUCACCCAUAACCGUUCUGUCAUCCAUAACCGUUCUCGCCUUAUUCUGGAUCUAACCCUGAUGCUCAAGAUUCUUUUUUUACACCAUCACUUAUCAGAAUUCUCACUUCAACAGGAUAGUAAAAUAAUGGAACAUGCAGUGUUUGCAAAGUAGCUCCUCCAAACAUGUCUCGAGUGUCAAGACAUUUUUAAACGCAACUUUAUUAUUCUUAUUUCAUGUAUUUGAUUUCAUGUAGCCUAUUUGUAUUUGAUGCCAAUCUGUAAUUAUGCACUUGGUCAAUAUCGCGUGAUUGCCCUUGUCAUAGGAGUUGACUGGCUCAUUGUAUGAACUGUCGCUAGUAUUCAAAUUGUUAACUAUUAAUUUAUUCUAUAUGGUGUGUACGUAUUUUGUUUGGAAAGGUGUAUUGCAUGGGUGGAGUAUUGCAUGGGUAGUGUAUUAUGAUCCGUUCGCACCUCCUCCAUUUGGGUACAUUCUUAUAUGUUGUAUUUGUCCUAAAUUUGUAAAGUUGUUCAUUUACUAAUACGAUUAUAUUAGUUAUUUAACCUAGCAAACAAGCUCUUGAGUUCACGUUUGAACUAUGUUCUUUGCCAAUUAGACACACACCUUAAAUUGACUCCUUAUCAAAACGUUCUUGUGAUUGUUUUGCUCUCACUGCCUGUAAUUACUAUACCUUUGAGCUAUGACAUUAUUUCGUGUAUAAAUGUCUUGAUCGUUAUUACUCGUGUAGGCUGUCAUAAAUUGCUGUAAUAUGCUCAAGGAAAGGAUCUCGUUGAUUGCAAAAGAUAUGCCACAAGCAACAUGGGGAGAAAUUAUUGACAAAUGUUAUGGCCUUGGUAUUGAUUUGUCUGCAAAAUACAUGUAUGUAUAGCUUACUAGGUUAAUACAAAAAUGGACACAGAUAUCGUAAAUGCUCUAAUUGCAAAUAGCGUCAUCAAUAGCCAGGCAUGUUAAAUAUUUUACUAAAAUAUUUUACUAAAAUAAAAAUGUUAUAACAGUAACUAAAAUAUUUUACUAAAAUAAAAAUGUUAUAACAGUAACUGUUCGCUAUUCAUGCAGUCCACUCCGCCAUAUUUUUGAGAUGGGUGAGGACGAGAACCCAUGAACGUUGAAGCAUAGUCAUGCGCCGACGAUUAUUCAUGAACUUUUGACUUCGCAAAUGCUUAAUUUCCUUUCCCCGGGUGUAAAUAGCCGGGAGCAAUUAGUACCCUCCCUCCGCGCCGUUGACUUGGAGACUAGUACACCUAAAGUAUAUCCAUCUUCGCAUGAAAACUCGAGAAACUCGGGAAGUGUGUAGUUUAAUGUAACUUUAACUUUCCCAAAGUCGCUUGACCAUUAUUUGCUGUAUGUUGAACUCUAAAAGCACCCUGGUUAAAAUUUCCUGGUUAACCAAGAAAUAACACUUGCUUGGGUUAACUUUAAAUUUCCUGGUUAUUCUAUCUCAUUGCUUACCAUAGCCUGGUGCAGAAAUCUACUAAAAUUGUGUAGUGCUUAAUCUGAAAUUUGCUAAAUUUGUGUAAUCCUUAGUGAAAUAUUUUUACUAUCUAAUGUGAAUAUUUAGGGUGUUGCCGAAAGCUGGCCAACCUUACAACUAUAACAUAUACGCUGCGACUUGCACGGAAGUGGAGAUUGAUGUCCUUACUGGGGAGACGGAAAUACUUAGGACUGAUAUUUUAUUCGACUGUGGUAAAAGGUAAGCAAUAUUACUUACACUCUGCCUGGAGAAUCGAGAUUCAUGCUAGUUAAAACCUAGUAUAUGCCAAUUGUCCUCCCACUACAGUCGAUCAUUAAAUGUCCUGAAUGUUCAUUCCCCUAAAUGCCGUAGCGUGGCAACAAGCAAAUAAUGCAACAUUCUUAAUUUUUGGCUAUGCGAACUGUGGAGCUUGCGAUGAAAAAUCCUGUUUGUAUAGUCCAAGAGUCGUCAUUAUGAACUCUCUAAAUCUAUCUGUCAGCAAAAAUAUAAGUCUUAAUAAAGCUGUUCAUGCUUCUUCUGGUAGCCAUCUUCAUUUUUGCUUACUUCCAGUUUCCAGUUCUUUAAUGCAGGAAAGAGGAAAUAUUUGCGUUUUGUGUUGAAACAGCAAUUUGCGUGCAUAUAUUUCGCAGAAUUGGUACCUAUAUAAGUCAUUUAUCUGAUAGGUUAAGUUGCGUGAUUUCCAUAUUAGCAGUACGCUGUUAGCUAAUGAGAAGGCACGUAGUAGCGACAGUACAUUAUAUUUUUGUGUAGUAUGAAUCCUGAGAUUGACAUUGGGCAAGUUGAAGGCGCCUUCGUCAUGGGUCUUGGUUACUGGUUGACCGAACAAGCAAUUUAUGAUCCUUCGUCUGGCCUGGAACUUACCAAUGGUACAUGGGUAGGUGCUACUUUAACUAUAAACUAGAAAAUACAUGCAUGCAGAAACCCUUGCCUUGCUGACAAAACCAUUGUAUUUUCCGAACAUGAAGUAUCUAAAGUAGUUGUCAUGGUAACACGAUAAUUUCUUAAGAAUAUUCUUACAAAUGAAAAAUCGCUUAAAAAUAUCACUUUUAAUUACAAAAUUAUCAAUUUCCUAACAUAUAUAUGUUAGGUAUGAUAUUAUACGUAAUAUAAGCUUCAAUUUAAGGUAAAAUUCGACCACAAACACUUCGCAAAACGUUCUAAAGUGUUCUUUAUAAAACUAAACUGCCUUUUUAGAACUUUGAGUUUGCAAUAAAAUGAUUUCAAAUUCUCGCAUGCAAAUAACUUUGAUUUCCUUUCUAUUUAAAAAAAAUCAGUAUAAUAAAAAAAGGGAAACAAUAUUAAAGAUACACUGAAAUGGGGCCCGAUAUGCUGUCUUGUUUAGUUGUUUCAUAUACGCAAAGGCCGUCGGGUUUUAAAGCAAUUAUAAAAUCAAUAUUUAAAACAACCUAAUUACCUUCGUUAACGUCGGCUCCCUUCUUUUAGCCGAUUCUUUCGCCAUUUCUUUCUUGAAAUUUACAAAACCUUGCAAAAAUGCGAGCAAAAAUGAAAUAUAUUUCCAAGAAAUUUAUCAAUCAUCAAAUAAAGAAAUGUUUGCUAUUUCGCUGUCGUCAUGCAGUCGUUAUAAUGCAAACUUUAAAUUGGACCAAUCACAGUGUUCGCUAUUCAUGACAGUCCGCCAUAUUUUUGAGAUCGGUGAGAAUGACCACCCACAGUUGGUGACCCACGCCCGCGAUAUUUGAUGAACUUUAGACUUCGCUAAUGCCUUAAUUUCCCCGGGUGUAAAUAGCCGGGGGGAAUUAGUACGGCUCGGGGAUAAUAGGUUGGCUUCGAUAUAUAGCAACUCCACACAUCUUAGCUUGCAAUGGAUAUAUUUUUACCAAAUAAUAUUAAGAAGUAUACGUGUUUUAGCCUUGGAAUAAACAUUUAUAUGAUAUUGCUACAACUGAUCUCGCUAGACUACAAUUGUUUCUGAUUCGAGAUUCUUCACGAGCUUGGGGUGAUGUAGAGAAGCUUUCCUGUGGAUGCUUCGCUAAAAGUGCUGUGGGCGUGCUAGAUAUAUAUGCUUUGUUUUGUGCUUUUUUGUUGUUAUAAGUUUGUAUUUUCAAGUGUGCCGAAGCGCUAGCGUUUAUAUUAUACCGUUGCAAUAUGAGGGGAAUACAACACGUAUAAUGCGCACGCAUUAUAACCUAUAUUAUUAUAUGGCAAGCAUCACUUCCGGUGAAAGGCGGACUGUGAUUGGCCAAAAACACUGUCAGCGGUCCAUUAUUUUCCGGCGGUCCGUUGCGUAAAACCAAAUGCAUGUAUUAAAGCAAAUCAGCAAAACUAAUUGAAAAUUUGGAAAUUGUAAUUUAAUUUGUUAUUAAUAAGAUAUUUACGAAUGGUUUUUAGUGAAAAAGAAGGAAUACAUUCUUUCUUCCGUUUUCUUGGACCAAAUGUAUACCACGCUACUAAUAUGCAUUUCAAAUUAUACAUUUCUUGUUUGUUUCAAGUACAAAUGCCUAUAAAUACCAUAUAUAAAUAAACUUUUUAUUAACUUCGCAUGCUCGGUAUGUACAGAGAAAUAUCGUACCUCGGUCUUUUUGUACAAGCCUCACCCUCGGGCUCGGUCUGUACAAAAAGACCUCUGUCCGAUAAUUCUCUUUUCCGUUAGUAAUUGGAAAAUGGCACACUUUUGUAAAAUCUUCACUGUACCUGCUGUUGAUUAUAUGAAUUGAUUUUACUAACAUCGUUUCUCUGAUUCAGGAUUACCACCCCCCGUUUUCUAAAGAUAUCCCUAUAGAUUUCCGGGUGUCCCUUCUUAAAAAUGUUCCAAACCCUCUCGGUAUUCUUGGCUCAAAAGGUAAGAUAGUGUAAAUAAAAAUAUAAUGUAGCUGAUGGUUUAAUUAUCAAUUUCAGUCGUGUAUAGUAUAGAAAGUUAAGGUACUCACUGGCUAACCAUGCUUUCAUGGUCGAAUAAUGAUUGUCACAGAGUUGUUACAGUUAUCGCCAAUAAACGAAAGAUUUUCCGAAAUGACUGGGGGUUAAGGGGAGCACCCUCUGCCUGGAUAUUUUUUCGUCAAAUUUACGUUUGAGAUAUUCUUUCAUCAUUUACAAAGUAUAAUGAUAUAGCUAGCCUGUUAUUUUCCUACCAGUCUCAACAAAAAUACAAUACUCAUUAUACACUACCUUAAUGUCCGUUCUCGAAGGAUAUAGUUAGUUUUUGGUCGAGGGGAACACUGAGGUUCGUCGGAAAACAGAACAAACUAUUUUGCGAGGAAAGAGACAUUAAGUGUUUUGUUAUAUAGCGACGAAGAAAACAGUAAACAACAUUCACAGAACAAUUAUAUUUUAUCUACAAAACAAUUCUAUUUCGAAACUGUUUAAUGUGAAUGAUUUCAACAAAAAAGAACAUGCUAAGAAUUUUUCAUUGCUGUUGCCUGUUUAGUAAUUUUUCUUCUCUGUUAGAUUCCUCAUUUGUUAUGUAAGCUAACGAUAAAUGUGCAAAAUUUCCUCAUUUUCUAGCUGUUGGUGAACCACCGCAAUGUAUGUCAUGUUCGUGCCUGUUUGCUCUUCAAGAUGCGAUAUACCACGCCCGUGAGGAGACUGGACACGACAAAGAUUACUUUCCGUUAGAUGGUCCAGCUACAGUGGAAGUCACACAGUUGAAAUGUUUAGUUGAUCCUUCACAAUUUAUUAUGUAACUAUUCAUUGAACAAAAUUUAUAGAAUGAAGUAUGAACAUAUGAACAUAUGAAUGAACAUAAUUUUUAAUGAGGAUACCAACUUCACAAGUAGUGGUUUACAGAGGGGUCCUCGGACAAGUAAACAUAUACUAAAAAUAAUUAAAUUACAAAUGAAAAUUACUAGACAGAACAAACAAGUUAUUAUAAUUCAAUUCAUUGCGUUUCUUAAAUGAGGUUAUCGAGGUGGAACCUUUUAAUUAAUUAAAUCAUCAUCCAAACUAUUCCAGACUUGAUAGCCUUUUAACAUCAUCCAAACUAUUCCAGAAAUUAUAGAAUGAACUAGCAAAUUCAUGACAAAAACUCUAUAGUGUAAACGAGUUUAAAAUUAAAAGAUCCUACUUAAACGGU
Paramuricea clavata is the source of this 14651-nucleotide messenger RNA. NCBI's taxonomy places the organism in Eukaryota, Metazoa, Cnidaria, Anthozoa, Malacalcyonacea, Plexauridae. The record is from the annotation of a GenBank genome assembly.